CAUAAAACCUCAUAGGCCUUGACUCUGACGCCAUGCGCCAUGGAAAAGGUCUUGGUGAUUGGCGCCGGCCUAGGCACCAACGCUGGAUUGGGCUUGGAGGUGCCCUUGGCUCAUGGGAAGUUCUUGACCAAUGGCCUCGGCGGCACGGUGCCGGUCUCCAAGGAGGCACGCGCCCAGCGGGCCAAAGCUGCCAACUUCCCGGGCUUCAUGGGAGAGGAGUUUGGGUACUUGUGGGAGCGUGAGGACGGCUAUUUAGGGAACGCUGGCUUCAUCUAUGGGGUGCUCCUCACAGAUCCGGACCUACAGGUGGACAUGCUGCAGCACCCGGUGUCACAGGCAGAUCGCCAGACCGUCCGUGCCAACCACCCAGAGAUGGCCGAUGCACUGGACCUGGAAGCAGCGGCCCUGAAAGCGGGUGUCAGCCAGAGCUAUGCGGCCUCGAUUGCUGGCUUGGUGAAUGGCGGCCAGUACCAGGUGAUCUUGUGUGCCUCCAAAGGCAUUGGCCAGCUGCUGCUGGCCUUGCCGUCCUUCGCCUUCCCGUUGCCCUUGGUGCUCCUCAAUGGUGCAGAGCCACCAGCGCCCAUGGACGUGGGGAAGACUCCGGGCUUCGGCCCCGACUUCGCGGAGCUGGGCCGACAAUGCGUGGGCCAUCCCAAGGUCCCCCGCUUGGUGCUCACCAGCCACGGCUCGGAGGCGUCCGGAGCUGUGCGCCGGGCGGCCAUGAGCUCGGCACAGGAGGCAUCGCAGCAGAGUCUUGUGCUUUGCUCCUCAUUGGAUCACCGCUGCGUACCAAAUCGGGAGAACCACUCGUUGCCCUGGUCUUUGACAUUUCCGGAGUGCUGGCAGACAGGUUUUGGCAAGCCUCCCCGCUUGGUGACACCUGCUGGCGCCACUUGCCUUCCACCAAGCGAGACCCCCACGCCGCUACUGGUGCUGCUGCACUGGGCGGCUGCUGGCUGCGACCAGCUCUUGGAGUCGAUCCCAAGCUUCCCGGGGCCUGUUCGCUUUGCGCAGCUGCUGCUGGAGCAGAUGGAUCUCACUCCAGGCAGCCGCUUCCGUGCUGUAACCCUCAAGAGAUCUCAAUCCUCUCAGCGCGACAUGUGUCCACCAAGAUUGGAUGAGAACGUUUAUGAUAUCCUCUUUGACGCACAGGCUCAUCAGAUGCAAGUGGUUCUGAAACAUGUGAAGACCGGAGAUCAGACGCCAAUCUCUAAGAUCUUGGCUGCCGAAGGCCAGUACGCGACUCGGCGGAUUCGCUUCUUCCGAUACUACCAGGAGAGGUCGUCACAGCUCAACUCUUUGGAGGGAGCUGAGGAAGGGGAUCCGCGUAUCCAGUGGGCACAGCACAUGAUCCACGAGCUAUUAGCGAUGAAUAAAAACUUGGGGAAUUUCCUGUGGACCGGCUUUAUGACACCUGCAACUGCACAACCGCGCUUUGGCAGCGACUUGCUGGAGCUCAUCCUGGAGGUGGAGUUGGCACGUUUGGGUGGCGCAUAUCGGGGCUACAGCCGAGGGCACUUGGACGCUGAGCACCGCCUGCAGGGGCAAUAUUCUUUGCUGGGCAACUCCUUGGAUGCCUUCCUGGCGCGGCGUGCAGAGGAGCUUCGAGAGCAGCGCUUGCUUGAGUUCAAUAUGACCAACAGGGAUGAGAGAGAGCUGCAGCAAUUCCUAGAGGGUGAAGCGGAGUACUUCAAGAGCCACUCAGUCAAGGAGCUGGAUGGGUACGUCAGGAGGGAGCUCACUAUUGAUCACAACAUCCCAUGGGAAGAGGUCCAGCAGAAGAUCCAGGAGUCCUUGCAUGACUUGGGUACAGAAGAUCACUUCCGAAAUGCUGGGAGCUUCGGCCACAGCAGCAAUUUCAGGUUCUUUGUGGAUGGGAAAGUCUGGCUCUCAGCUGGGUGUGAGGAAGCGGACUUUGCUUUUAUCCAAGACUUUGUCACCGAGAAUCUGAGGCAACGGAGCAGAAAGCUGUCCUUUAUCGCCACCCAUGUGGAUCUUGAGAAUGGCAGGUAUCAAGAGCUGCCGAAGGACCUCAUCCCGCCGCAAUUCUUUGAGAGGAAUGGCUACCAGGUGCUGGCAUACCGCAAGCUCGGUGAUGCACAGCGUGCGUUUUUGGGACAGAACCCUUGGGAGCGCUUUCACAACGUGGACGAAAGCGACCAAACCACAGAGAUCUGGGUGCCUGGCUUUGGGCUUGCAGAGCCCAAGUCCAAGAUUUUUGGGCAUUUCAAGGAGCUACCUUUGGGCGAAAUUGGCCGAGGUGGCACCACUGCGCAGCUCUAUCUCUAUGACACAAAACUCCGCGCGCGAUCCACACCUGGAGAAGUGGCCCUGUGGACAGCCGUGCAGGUGAAUCAAGCAUCCUGGUGGGAACCGCAGCUUUACAUGAUCACACCGGAUCUUCAGUCUGGAGAUGAGUCGCUGAUUUUUUCCUCGCAGGAGGAGUUCUUUCAACUUUUGUUACGAACGAUCUUUGAGCAAGAGCUCUUGAGCGCUCGGAACUUGUGGUUGACUGGCAUCAAGAAGGACGGUGUGCGCAAGGCCUCCCGGAGCUUCCCACAGAUGGGCGGGCGAGAGGGGGAGCUGGAAGAACUGAUGGGCGCAUUGGCCAAGGCCAACGUGGUCUUGCAAGAGAAGCAGGCCGGGAAUCGCUUUAGCAUGCGGCCCACCAACGCCAAGCGCGUGUGGAGCACAGGACAUUUCUCCGUUGAGUGCCGUGAGGAUCUUUGUCGGCUCCUGCUCGACCUGGAGCUGCUCCGAAGCACGAGCACGCCAGCCAUCAGCAAGCAGCAAGCGGUGAUGCUCAUGAACCGUACCUUGCGCUACUGCCCCGCCCUGGCUUUGGAGCAGAUUCGCCCCUGGCGGGAGGCCUUCCGGGCCCUACUCGGAGACCUGAUCGAAGAGCUGAGAAGUCUGAGUCCAAAGCUGCGCCAGGAAGAGCUCGGCGACUUAACACCUCUUCUGCAACGCUUCCGCCAACGUUUGGCCUUGGGUGUGGAGAGGCACAACACCUUUACAGAUCUGCAGAAGGAAGUCAAUGCGAUUCUUUCGUUUUUGCCUUCACGGACAUGAUUGGGGCUCACACCUUUGGUCCUACGUUGUGCGCGGAGCCAGCUGCUCGCACGCCACCACUUUGCACAGUCGAAGGAGCCACUUCACGCCUAAGAAGCUCCGUCCGACUGCGGUUUGAGAUAGCUGGGUGCCAGUGGCGACGAGAGCAUGAAGAUGAAGACAGGACGUCCAGCUAGGCCGGCUGGGCUAGCAUCCUGGGAUAAUAGAUGCUGCCCAUGUGGACAGGUGCAAUGCUCUAUUGGAGGGAUCAUGAGGCCUUGCGGCGAUGUGGAGUUGGGGUGACUUGGGCGUCCUGCAGUGCUUGGCUCGAUUGAAAUCAGCAAAUGGUACGAGAAGAGAAAGAUGCACGAUGCUUGCCCUUUGCAACACACUGCCUCUUGAAGUAUGAAGUUCAGUUCCCAAAGGAGAUGUCGAGGUCGCCGGCACUUGGAUCCACACCGCCGGGCGGCAUAGGAGGCGGUGAGGAUCCUGAUGGGGCCGUGGGGUGGAGGGACUCUGUUUGGAGAAGGGUGCGAUUAGCAUUGAACUUCAUAUUGAUAGCUCAAGAGACUCUCGUGUAAGGUCGUUUUCUUUCAGGUUGCAUGCCAAUCUUGGGACUUUGUUAAGCACUGCGAGUUCACCAUGUUGACGCACGAUGCAAUAGCAAGGACUAGUAAGAAGUGAGUUGUUUUAGGUUUCACACCAAGGAAGGCUGACGUGGAUCGUCGAAUUAAUUGGGCCUGGUAAAGUACCUGGCAAUGGUGGGUUCCUAGCAAUGAUGGGCGGAUUUGGAGCCAUGAAAAAGCUUAGCGUGGCACUUGUUACUACUAGUAAGGCACUUGUUCCUAGUAGCUUCUUUGUUAUUACUAGUAAGGCACCUGUUACUACUAG
Durusdinium trenchii is the source of this 3942-nucleotide messenger RNA. The record is from the annotation of a GenBank genome assembly. Lineage: Eukaryota; Dinophyceae; Suessiales; Symbiodiniaceae.